Messenger RNA from Octodon degus (degu), 2671 nucleotides. RefSeq names its product kelch like family member 38 (gene Klhl38). The transcript has 4 exons. Gene Ontology annotation, molecular function: protein binding. The coding region runs from base 210 to 1955 and encodes 581 amino acids. NCBI's taxonomy places the organism in Eukaryota, Metazoa, Chordata, Mammalia, Rodentia, Octodontidae. The record is from RefSeq and is a predicted model, not a curated record.
UGUCUCCUGCCCAGCGGCCCUUGCUCAGAGCUCUAGAAAACUGCGAUAGUGCCUUCAGCAUAAACAAAUCCAGAACUCUCCAGGACAAAUCAUUCUCCAGCUGAAGGAGAGGCCUGGGGUUUAGGCUUUCACUCGGAGCUAGACGUGGAAGCUUUCUGGGGGAACAAGACAGGCCAGGCACCAGUGGAUGUCACCAGAGCAAAGCAAGGAUGGAUGAGGAGUCACCAGACGAAUUGCUCUUCAAAGACCACAGCUUCUCCUCCGACCUGUUGAGGCAGCUCAAUGGCUUGAGACAGAACAGGAUCCUGACUGACGUGUGCAUCUGUGCAGGCAGCUGGGAGGUUCCCUGUCACCGCAACGUGCUGGCCUCCAGUAGCCCCUACUUCCGGGCCAUGUUCUGCAGCAACUUCCGGGAGAGCAGUGAGGCCAAAGUGUGGCUGAAAGGCAUUGCCUGGGUGGCUCUGGAGCAGGUGGUCGCCUACGUGUACACCGGGGAGGCGCGCAUCAUCGCCGGAAACGUCCUCCCCCUGAUGGAGGCAGCCUCCAUGCUGCAGUACCCCAGGCUUUUUGAGGCCUGUUCCUCAUACCUGCAGAGCCAAAUGGCCCCCAGCAACUGCCUGGGCAUGAUCAGACUCUCGGAAGUUCUAAGCUGUGAGACCCUCAAAAAGAAAGCUUGGGAGGUGGCCCUGACGUGCUUCCCUGAGGUGGCUGCAUCAGCUGACCUGAAGGAACUGUGUGCUUUGGAGUUGAGAGACUACCUGGGAGACGACAGGCUCUGUGGGGAGGAGGAGAAGGUGUUUGAGGCCCUCAUGGUUUGGGUCAGGCAUGACCUCCAGGCCAGGAAGUGCUAUCUGCAGGAACUGCUGCAGCAGGUCAGGCUUCAGUACGUGCACCCGGCCUUCUUCCACCACUUCAUGGCUGGCGACGCCCUCCUUCAGUCCUCGCCUGCAUGCCAGGCCUUCCUGGAGGCAGCCAGGAGGCAGGUAUUUUCUGUGUGUGGUGCUAGCACCCCAGACUGCAGGCCCUUGUGGCGCAUCCCUCCAAGAAGCUCUUACCAGGACUUCCUCAUCCUUGUGGGUGGCAGGAAGGACAAUCAGCAGACCACCAGGGACGUCCUGCUCUACAGUGCCCAGACCGGCCAAUGGCAGAGCCUGGCCCAGCUCCCCACCCGGCUGUACAAGGCCUCAGCAGUGACCUUGCACCGGAGCAUCUAUGUGCUGGGUGGCAUGGCUGUUAGCGCAGACCAGAGUCUGGUCAGCCACAAUGUCUACAUCUUCUCCUGGAAGCUCAACCGGUGGAGGCUGGGAGAGCCCAUGCUGGCAGCCCGAUACUCUCACAGAAGCACGGCCCACAAGAACUUUAUCUUCUCCAUCGGGGGCCUAGGGGGUGGACAGGAGCUCCUGGGCUCCAUGGAGAGAUACGACAGCGUCUGCAACAUCUGGGAGAGCAUGGCCAGCAUGCCUGUAGCAGUGCUCCACCCUGCUGUCGCCGUGAAGGACCAGAGGCUCUACCUUUUUGGGGGAGAGGACAUCAUGCAGAACCCUGUGCGCCUCAUCCAGGUCUACCACAUCGCCAGGAACACAUGGUUCAAGAUGGAGACGAGGGUGGUGAAGAACGUCUGUGGCCCCGCGGUCCUGCUCAGGGAGCGGAUUGUCAUUGUGGGAGGUUACACACGGAGGAUCCUCGCUUAUGACCCUCAGUCCAACAAAUUUGUCAAAUGCGCAGAUAUGAAAGACCGGAGGAUGCACCACGGGGCCACCGUGAUAGGUGACAAGCUGUACGUGACAGGCGGGCGGCGGCUGACCCCAGACUGCAGUAUCGAGGACUCAGCCUCCUUUGACUGCUAUGACCCCGAGACAGACACCUGGACCUCGCACGGCCAGCUGCCUCACACACUUUUUGACCACGCCUGCCUAACUCUGCAGUGCAUGCCUUACAUGUGCACCCACCCAUGAGGUCCACGGACUUGUCCUGGCCAAAGGGCUGUCCUUUGUGAGGGACAGAAACUUGGCUCCAAAGAGCCGACCCACAGAAGGGUGCAGGGAGCACUCGCAGGUCUGAAGGGCCAGAGUCUGGGCGCCUGGAGCCGGGUGUUCUGCGGUCAGGGCUCUUCCCACUACCUCUUCCUUUCCUCUCUACCUCAUCUCUGUCGGGCCUUUUUCUGCCACUGAGCUUCUUUCUCUGUAGAAAAUAAGAGCAAUGAUACCCAUAAACCUGACUCAGAAUCUCUAGCUCUGCUCUAUUAUUACGUGCAGAUUAAUUUUAAGAACACUUUCUGUCUUCCACGUCUACCUCCCGAGCCAGUCGCUAUUGCCUGGGAUUCGGCUACCUUUCCUGGCUAGUCCUGGACCAUGUCCAGGUUUGAUUACCAGCCCACACAAACUUAUCCUGGGAGAAUGAAACUGUUCCCCAAAGGAAAACAAAAAGCACCUCUGCCCAGAACAUCACUGAAAUCUGGAGCAAAAACGUUGAGAGGCCUAAGAGGACCUCCAGACGUGGCUGGUCCAGGUGGCAGUGUGAGAAUUUUGCCGUGUCCGUGUUUCCCUGCCCUCUAUGGAUGGAAACACUGAAAUUCCAAAGAAGUACAUGAAGUUUGGUAUCCAGUGUUUGAAAAAUUAUCUUGUACUGCAAGACACAAAAACAGAAUAAAGUUGCUUCUGGUGCCAAAUGA